Messenger RNA from Solenopsis invicta (red fire ant), 4162 nucleotides. RefSeq names its product frizzled-2 (gene fz). The record is from RefSeq and is a predicted model, not a curated record. NCBI's taxonomy places the organism in Eukaryota, Metazoa, Arthropoda, Insecta, Hymenoptera, Formicidae. Gene Ontology annotation, biological process: canonical Wnt signaling pathway; non-canonical Wnt signaling pathway. Gene Ontology annotation, molecular function: Wnt receptor activity; Wnt-protein binding. Bases 1 to 1782 code for a protein of 593 amino acids. Gene Ontology annotation, cellular component: plasma membrane. The transcript has 3 exons.
AUGCCACGGACGACGAUGAUCGGUGUAUUUCUGUUCAGCGUGGUGGUCAUCACCGCCGGCCUGCAUUCCUCCGUCGCGUUCCUCAACGGCGGCGGCGGCGGUGGUGGUGGCGGUGACCGCGAUCCCCUCGGCCAUCACGGGCGCUGCGAGCCCAUCACCAUCAAUCUCUGCAUGAACAUCCCAUACAACGAGACGAUCAUGCCGAACUUGAUGAAUCAUCAGAAGCAGGAGGACGCUGGCCAGGAGGUGCAUCAGUACAUGCCGCUCGUCAAGAUGAAGUGCAGCACGGAUCUGCGCUUUUUUCUGUGCACCGUUUACGCACCGGUCUGUACCAUCCUCGACAGGGCGAUACCGCCGUGCCGAUCGCUCUGCGAGAGCGCGCGCUCCGGCUGCGAGGCCCUUAUGAACAGCUUCGGCUUCGCGUGGCCGGAGGCCCUGGAUUGCGCCAAGAUGCCGAAGAACGGCGAGGAGAUCUGCGUGGGCACUAACGAGACCACGGCCCAGGAACCCGCCGCGCCAGUCUACCCGGCGACCCGCAUGCCCGCGGAGUUUCAGCCACCCUGGAAUGACGGGUACAAGCCUUACGGCGGAGUUGUCAUCGGUGGCGGUAACGGUUUUGCUAUGGGCGCCAGGGACUUCGGCUUCGUCUGUCCAAUCCAGUUCAAGGUUCCUCAUGGAUUAGGGUACUCGUUGAAGGUGGGAGACAAAGUGGAGCCUGACUGCGGGGCACCCUGCGACGGGAUGUUCUUCACCGAGAGGCAGAGAAAGUUCGCUAGAGUGUGGGUUGGCACUUGGGCCGCCAUUUGUGCAGCUUCAUGCUUCUUCACGUUCCUGACAUUCCUCAUUGAUACAGAUAGAUUUAGGUAUCCUGAGAGGCCUAUCAUUUUCUUGUCGGUAUGCUACCUGAUGGUGGCACUAGCUUACGUGAUUGGUUGGGCAGCAGGCAACUCCAUAUCAUGUAGAGAACCAUUCCCACCGCCUAUGAGUAUUCGAACACAGAUGAUUUCUACGAUUACCCAGGGUACUAAACACAAAUUGUGCACUGUGCUCUUCAUGAUUCUUUAUUUCUUCGGCAUGGCAUCGAGCAUCUGGUGGGUCAUCCUCACACUCACGUGGUUCUUGGCAGCUGGAUUAAAAUGGGGACAUGAAGCAAUCGAGACCAACUCACAGUACUUCCAUCUGGCCGCCUGGGCCGCGCCGGCUGUGAAGACUGUUACCAUUCUGGCGAUGGGAAAAGUGGAAGGUGAUAUACUAUCCGGAGUUUGCUACGUUGGUCUGUGGAACGUGGAAGCUCUUCGGGGCUUUGUACUAGCACCGCUGUGUGUUUAUCUUUUACUGGGCACUGUGUUCCUGCUGGCAGGCUUCGUCUCACUUUUCCGCAUCCGGACAGUGAUGAAGCACGACGGUACGAAGACUGAUAAACUUGAGAAACUCAUGAUUCGCAUCGGCAUCUUUUCCGUGCUCUACAUCGUACCUGCUUUGGUCGUGAUUGCCUGCCUCUUCUACGAGCAGGCAUACUUCGAUCAGUGGAUGCUCACGUGGAACAUGGAGAUGUGCUCGCGACCGGGUCCGCAGUCACUCUACUCGUUGCCGUGUCCUGUCGGCGAGCGCACCCGCGAUCUUGGUCGUAGACCCGAUUUUGAAAUCUUCAUGAUCAAAUACCUCAUGGCCAUGAUUGUCGGUAUUACUAGCAGCUUCUGGGUAUGGUCUAAGAAGACACUUACCAGUUGGCAGCAGUUUUUCCAUCAUAUACAAGGUCAUCGUACCGAAGCCUACGUUUAAGGCUAUAGCUGCAUUUAUUCACGAAGUUCUACGUACUGUCUUUUGUCUUUUUUUUUAUGUUGGAAGAUCGGAGACCUUAAACAUGACGAAGGUUAGUGGAAAUUUCGAAAGACCUUAAACAGGAAUAAGUUUUUUUUUAACUUUACUGUUUAUUCAGGCCUAUUUCACCCAAAAUGUAUUUUGGUAUUUAAUAUUUCAUCAUUACGUUGUAUGUUUUUGGAACUUCGUAGAUAUUUAUAAUUUAACGUGCAGUUAAGAAGAUAAAAAGAUUUUCCAACAAUGAUGGGAAAAGCUCACGAUAUGACUUUCAUAAUGACGCUAAAAUGUAUAGGUUUAUUAAAAAAAUAAGAUCGCACGAUCGUUGAUGGGAAUUUUCCGGAAUUCUCAGUGUCAUUUCUCAAUUUUUCGCAUAAUAUAAAAAGUACAUAAAAUGCUUUAUUUCUUUUAUUAAAAUUACGAAGUAAUUAGCUUUCGCCAAAAAUGUUAAUUUAAAUAAUGCUAAUCAUGUGAUAUUGACAUAUAGCUGAAAGCUUUUUGGUCAAUUUAAUUUGAAUUUAUUUAUAUCAGGGUAUCUACUAUCAGGAAAAUCAGGAAUUUUUAAAUUUUUUAUCAACAAUAAUACGUUACAUACGGACUGACGAAAUUAAAACACGAAACUAAAAGACCUGUGCUAGCCACAGUUUCUAGUCUCGUGUUUGAAUUUUUUUAUUUUUAAAAAGUAGAUUUUUCGGGACUUUUUUAGUACCGACGGAAAUUAUUGAAUUUUUUUCAAAUUUAAAUUUUAUCUCCCUUUUUCUAGCAAAAUUGUUUCUUUGAUAAUUUUUUCUUAAUAAUGCAAAAUCGAUCUUAAAUUUAAUAUUCAAAACUCAAUUGACUUUUUUUGUGAUUUUAUCAUUAAGAAACAUUAGAAAGUACAAUGAAAUAAAUUUAUUUCAAAGUUGUAUUAAAAAUUCUCUGAUCUUGGAAUAAUAUUUUUUAUCUUGAAGGAAAUUCCUGGAAAAUAUGGAAAUUCUCAGGAAAUUUUUAAAAGAUUUGAGUAAACAAUAUGAGUAAACCCUGAUUAUUCAGUAAUUAUUUCUUAGUUUUUGAGAAUUUCUAAUUUAUAUCAAUCAAAUCGAUCUGAAUCAAAGUUGUAACAACACUUCGUAUUACGUUUACAAUUAUCUCGUGAAUAAUUAAAGGCAUACAUUAAUAUUCGUCGCUGUGCCAAAUAAGUUUUUUAUCUCUUACGUUUUUUUUACGAAUGAUUUAUGGAUUUUGUAAAGAUAUUUGGAUUGAAUGUUAAUGAGUUUGAAAGUAUUAUUAGACGAUACUCGUUCUAUUACUAGCAUAGUCUCAUCUCUCCCUACAACUCAAGUCCCUAUGUUUAAGUUGGAAAUGCUCAAGUGCUAUAGCAGACAAAUCAAGUGUUCAAAGUUUUUAAAGCAGCUGAUCGGAUCCAAGAAUCCGAUAUAAUCUAAGAAUUAAGACUUAAUAGCAAAUUCCGUUGGAUAUAUUAGCGCAUAUGAUGUUAAACAUUGUCGUACAUAAAGCAUAAAGAUGUACGCGUAGGAAACGGUUGAAUGCACUAGAGAGAUGCUAGAGCACAAAUUAUCGCGUUGCUUGAUAGGAAUUGCAGUUCAGACAUUUUAUUAAUCAAAGCGCUUGCAUCACGCUUUUACAUUUAAUUAUAUGAUUAUAUAACAAACUGCUAUUUACAUCAAUACGCGUGCUGAUAUAUCCAAUCGAAUUCAUUAUAAGGCUUAAAGUCUGAAACAUGUCUGAACAUCUCAACAAUCAUUACUUCAUACUGCCACUGAAUCUUCCCAUCCUAAUAUGAUGAAGAAUCGAAAUCAAUUACGCUUAAUUUUUAAGUACUGAGGGACAUAAAAAAGAAUACUCAAGCGGAGACGGCUUCGACGGCUCUUGUCGAACGUUUUUUCUUUUGUAUUUAUAUUAGUUAAUAAUCUUUUUCCGCGCGACGAAUGCAUUGUCAUCUAGACUGUAAGUCGAGGACGCAUUUCAAUGGAAUCUCAACGAGAUUAACUUGUAAGAUUUACUUGUAAGAAGUGUGUUACUUUAGGUUCACACCCAUUGUAUAUAAUUAUAUACAUUUUUUAAUUAUCUAUGUAUUAUAAUAUAUUUUUAAAGACUUCUGUACAUAUAUACAUCGACGUGUUCUACAUGAUCAAACUUAUGCAAACAAACUGCCGAAUUCGUCCAACUGAAAUUGCCGAGCUUUUGUGUAUGAAGAUUCUGUGUUGCGAAUGCGAUACGCGUGAUUAUUAUGUAUUGUGGCACACGGCGUACGACUCUGUCGUAUGCAAGAUAUAUUAUAAAAUCAUGUAAAUUUUAUGAUCACUAUAUUCUUUAUAUAAUAAACGAGAGAUGCAUAUGUGAA